CAUAGUCUGCUGCAGAUCAGAAGCUUUGUUAUCGAGGGAGAGGCAAUAUAUCACUGUGAAAUGGAGAUUUCACCUUUUUAGUGACCGUUUUUUUGUUUUAUUAUUUUUCUAGUAAGCUUGCAGUGCUGCACAUGUGGAAAACAUGCUAAUAAUUAUAUCAAUUUCAAAGGCCAUCAGGAAGUUUCGAACUGCUCAAAACGCACAGUACAGUUAGGCAGCUAUAGUUAGUUAUCUUGGCUGACAUCCGUUUUUAUAUUGACUUAGUCGUCGCUUUAGCCUUUGCAUGUCGAUUAGACACCAGAUUAAUGAUUUUCGUGUGGAGGGUGAAAAGAAGAGACGCGUUGUUGUCGAGCUUGACCGGCAGUGUGAACUCCCAGACACGGUUUCAAACGCAACCCGCACGUUUAUGUAAAGAACCCUGCAUUCUAACAGCUAUUUGUUAAGUUGACGUCGUGUAUUUGAUAGUGUAUGCUCACAAAAAAGACCGUGACUCGGUAAUCAAUCUGGAUGUUAGACAUUUUAAUUACUGGCCGACUUAAAAGCGAAGUCUUGUAGUCGUAGUUAUUCAGGUUUAGGACAGGAUGAAGUCUUAAAUAUCUGUUUGGAAAAUGAACGUGUGGUGAGUGUCUUCUAGGAGUAGUUUUAAACGUGGAGGAAGAAAUAUUUCCCUCUUAACUUUUCAUUCCUUUAGCUCGAAGGUGAAGACAAACGGCCUCAAAUGUUACGCUAGAUACACCUAAGCCUUUCCAAAAGGGUCUUGUAAACCAAGUUUAUUUGCCAAGUAAAGUUUAUUUGGCGGAUAUAACAACCCACUCAGGGCACAGAUUUAGCUUUAGAUCAAGAAAUCCUCUCACACAGCUGUGGUUUCGCUAGCCGUUGUGCUAGCCUCCACCUCAGCCCUCAGAAAUGUCGAAUAUCUCCAACGAAGCUGUGAUCUUGAUUAAAGAUGUAAAGCCCGGAUUGAAAAACCUUAAUAUCGUCUUUAUAGUUUUGGAAAUCGGUCGGGUUACGAAGACAAAGGACGGGCACGAGGUGCGCUCGUGCAGAGUGGCGGAUAAGAGCGGCAGCAUCGCCAUCUCUGUAUGGGAUGAACUGGGCAGCCUCAUCCAGCCCGGGGAUAUCAUCCGCCUCACGAGAGGGUAUGCUUCAAUGUGGAAGGGGUGCCUUACACUGUACACUGGACGAGGAGGAGACUUGCAGAAAAUAGGAGAGUUCUGUAUGGUGUAUUCUGAGGUUCCUAAUUUCAGUGAACCAAAUCCAGAGCUGCUAACACAAGCUAACAAGCAAAACAAGACGGGUAAAGAACAGCGGGGAAAUUCUCCACCCAAUCAAAAUGCAGGUACUCCUGCACAGACAGGAAAUGGUAAUGUGCCAGUAUUUCCCAAUAACAGUGCUGCACUUGUGCCACGGGAUCCCAAUUUUGGGGCUCCAGGAAGACCAAACGGGCGUGUUCCAGGCAAUGGGCCACCCUCAGUAACUGCAGGGGCACCCCCUGCUCCACCCAAACCCACAGUUACCAUUAGCAAUGGCAGGGACCCAAGAAGGGCUUCGAAGAGAUGAGAACGCAAAACAACUUCCAUGUUUCCCACUCCUCCCUAAAAUCCUUCCCCAAACCAAUACACAAAACAAUGCUGCCAAUCAAAAGAUACGAGGUUCAGUGCUACGGUUUUGCCAAAUGUGCUUUUUGUGUUGUCAUUUGCCAAUAUUUGCAUAGUGUGAUAAUUUGUUUAUCACAAAAGUUUAGAAUUCAGCUUGUUACAGUUAAAGUUUGGCAUACUCUGUGCCUGUGAGUGCUGGUUCCGUGGCCCACCGUUUAUUUCCUUUCCCUAAAUGUUUUGAACUAUACACCCUACUUGAACACUCGAUGCACUUUCUUCUAUUAAUUUAUAGUGAAUGCAUUGUCAUGUGAUUCAGGAAUGAUUGACUGCUGUUGCAAAUUGGGGAGUUUGACAAAGUCCCCACACCUUUGGCCAAAUUUUUUUACCAGAAGUGACCAUGUUUAAGGAAAGGUUAAAGAUUGAUUUUGAACACUUACGGUUAUUUAAUUGGGAAUAAACCAAGAACAAAAUGUUGGGAAAUUUAUCCCGGCUUUUGUUGUAAUUGUUGUUCUUGAUCUUUUCAGUGACAUUUACAUUGAAGACCGCUGCCUUUUAUAAAGUGAGAUAUGACUAUGCUGAAAUAUUCUGCAUAUUCGAAUAUUGUAACACCUUUUGUGUUUUGUUAUAUGGACAUUUGAUGUUAUCUGCAUAUCAAUUUAAGGAUGCUAUCGUGCAGCUAAUACUAAACAAACUUGGGUUACUGCUACCCCUGGAAGAAUUGUUGCUGGGAUGGCGCACGGCGCAGUGACUGCUGCUUAUCUAGGCUAGUCAUGAUGAUCAACAGGACUGAAUGAUUGGGCUCCUCCCGAACCUAUGUUUGGAACUUCAUUUUAUUUCAGUUAGCCCAAUAGUUCCAAUACACAACAUUUGCAGCAUGAGUGAAGCUCCGUAUGUUCAUUCAUUGUACCAGGUAAUGUAUGUUACUAGGUGUUUAUAUAUUUUCAGUGCUAAUGCAGGACCCUGUUGAUUUCUUUGAAUAUAGAUUGUGCAAUAUGAUUGUAUUAUUAAGAUAUGAUCUAAUAUGUAAUUUAGUGAUUCAUAUUUUAAUAGCAUUGCUUUUCACUUAAAUAUUUUUAAUUCUUGUGUUUGUGGUUAGGUUGCAAACACUAUUAAAUUAUGAGCCAGGGUUUUUCUUUUCGUCAAGAAAAACAGCUGUGUAACAUGCACUCCAACUUCAGAAAGUCAAAACUGUGGCUUCAGUAAUAACUCUUUAGAGUGUCUCAUAUUUAAUCUGUGUCAAAUGUGAAUUGCAUGAACUCAGAGGAAGUGUAUAUGAUUAGUGGUUACCGUAGCCAUGACUAUUUUCUGUGCCCUCUUGUUUUUUUUAAAUCUUACAGCACAAGUGAAAUGUUUAAAGCACCACAUUACAUUUACUUUGACAGUCUUUUUGUAUGAGACUGUCUUUGUUUGACCACUUAUUCCUCUUCCAGAUGUAAGCUUAAAUAUAAGGUCAGGAAUCCCAUGCUUGGGUUUUAUAAUCAACUCAGUUAAGCACAAAUGUGUGUGAAUGUUUAACAGAAGUCUUGUUCCUCUGAAAAAUAUCACUGAAGUCAAUCUCA
Messenger RNA from Carassius auratus (goldfish), 3157 nucleotides. RefSeq names its product SOSS complex subunit B2-like. The transcript has 6 exons. The record is from RefSeq and is a predicted model, not a curated record. Gene Ontology annotation, cellular component: SOSS complex. Gene Ontology annotation, biological process: response to ionizing radiation; mitotic G2/M transition checkpoint; double-strand break repair via homologous recombination. Gene Ontology annotation, molecular function: DNA binding. The coding region runs from base 907 to 1560 and encodes 217 amino acids. NCBI's taxonomy places the organism in Eukaryota, Metazoa, Chordata, Actinopteri, Cypriniformes, Cyprinidae.